AUAAAAAGCGGAUGCCAUGGGAACCAUACACACUAAUAAUUUAAUCAGUGCCACUUAAUUUAUUCAUAAUCUCACUCACUAUAAGUAAACCCAAAACCAAUCUCUAAUCUAUUAUCCACUUCUAUAUCUCAGUUUCACAAGCACAGGUUUAAGGUAGAAGUAUUAUCAGCAUGGGGAGAUCAGAGACAGUUUGUAAACAAACUGAAAAUGUGAUUUAUAAUGGUGGAGUGUUUCCUGCUUCAACUGAUGAUUAUGAUGGUGUCAUUGUUGAACUAGAGAAACAAAUGGAACCUCAACUUUUUCUUGCUAGGCUUAGAGCUUCUAUUUCAGCUUGGAAGCAACAGGGUAAAAAGGGAGUUUGGUUGAAGAUUCCUAUUAGACUUGUAAAUCUUGUAGAAACUGCAGUGAAGGAAGGAUUUUACUAUCACCAUGCUGAGCCUACUUACCUCAUGCUUGUUUACUGGAUACCUGACACUCCUAGCACAAUUCCUGCUAAUGCUUCUCAUAGAAUCGGCGUCGGCGGCAUUGUCAUGAAUGAUAAAAGAGAGAUUCUUGUUGUCCAGGAAAAGACAGGCGAGUUUCGUGGAACAGGUGCAUGGAAAAUCCCCACUGGAGCUGUUGAUGAGGGUGAGGAUAUCUUCACGGCAGCUAUACGAGAAGUAAAAGAGGAGACUGGCAUUGACACAGAGUUUAAAGAAAUUCUAGCAUUCAGCCAAGCACACGGAGUAUUCUUUGGGAAAUCAGAUAUAUUUUACAUUUGUAUGCUGAGACCAGUGUCUUUCAACAUUCAGAAGCAAGAAGAGGAGAUUGAGGCAGCCGAGUGGAUGCCAAUCGAGGAAUUUGCAGCUCAACCAUUUGCUCGAAAGAGCGGACUUUUCAAGUACAUGGCUGAGUUAUGCUUUGCAAAGGCGGACAGAGAUUAUACUGGAUUUUCUCCAUUACCUACGUCGUUUAAAGACCAGAUUAAUUACAUGUACGCAAACAGUAAAGAUUUGAAGCAGUCGUCAAAGUUCCACUGAUCGACUAUAAAGAACCGGUUAUUGUUGUAUCUUAUGUUGUAGCGGUAGUAUUUUUCGAUUUUGUUAAUGUUUGAACUGAUCAUUCUGCACACGAUAAUAAGAGAAAAUGUUUGCUUGUAACCUGAAAAUGAAUAAGAAUUUUGGAUAA
Messenger RNA from Mercurialis annua (annual mercury), 1167 nucleotides. RefSeq names its product nudix hydrolase 2-like. The record is from RefSeq and is a predicted model, not a curated record. The transcript is spliced from 9 exons. The coding region runs from base 171 to 1019 and encodes 282 amino acids. Lineage: Eukaryota; Viridiplantae; Streptophyta; Magnoliopsida; Malpighiales; Euphorbiaceae. Gene Ontology annotation, molecular function: ADP-ribose diphosphatase activity; NAD binding; NADH pyrophosphatase activity.